AUGCUGCUCUGCCUGUUACGGUAUCCGUCGUCCGCGGAUAUGUCGUGUUUCAGCUCCGUUAAUGCCCGACUGGAUGUUGCAUUUGAAGUACUGAUCAACAACUACCUCCGUGGCCUUUUGGGCACGCCAUUUGGGGGCGUCAAGGGCAGUGGAUAUGGAAGGGAGCAUUGGAUUGGCACCUUGAGGGAAUGGAGUCGGAUCAAAAACGUCCGCUUCCCUAGUGGUCUGGGCCCAAUACCAGCUUGGGGUGGCGCAGUGGAUGUAUGCAAGUAG
Molecule: messenger RNA, 273 nt
Organism: Penicillium verrucosum
Lineage: Eukaryota; Fungi; Ascomycota; Eurotiomycetes; Eurotiales; Aspergillaceae
Product: Aldehyde dehydrogenase N-terminal
Exons: 1
Coding region: 1-273 (90 amino acids)
Molecular function (GO): oxidoreductase activity, acting on the aldehyde or oxo group of donors, NAD or NADP as acceptor
Source: RefSeq, a predicted model, not a curated record